Messenger RNA from Rhizopus microsporus ATCC 52813, 2263 nucleotides. Its product is annotated as Pkinase-domain-containing protein. Gene Ontology annotation, biological process: protein phosphorylation. The record is from RefSeq and is a predicted model, not a curated record. Gene Ontology annotation, molecular function: protein kinase activity; ATP binding. The coding region runs from base 85 to 1977 and encodes 630 amino acids. The transcript has 7 exons. Lineage: Eukaryota; Fungi; Mucoromycota; Mucoromycetes; Mucorales; Rhizopodaceae.
AGUCAAUAUAUACCCAAACGUACUUCCUCAACUGAAUCCAAUGUAUCUAAAAUACUCGAGGCCUUUCAACCCAGCAUACUCCACAUGAAAACAAAAAGUCCAACGAGUCCGAGAAUCAACCCAAGCGACCCAGAGAUUCUUUCUAAAUUGCUUGGCAAGCGUGUCCCUCUUCAACACGCAUUGACUCAAGAUAGACGAAUCCAGGUCACUUUGGAUGCAGACACCUUCAUAAAGCUGUGGAUCAAAGAAUCAAGCGAUGCUCUGACAAUUAAGCAUGCUGUCUUACAAAAGCUGUCGAUUGACGCUGAUCCUUCGUACUUUUAUUUUUAUCACGAAAACGGUGUCCAGUCUACUAUUCCUCUGACCGAUGAAGAGCUCGUCCGUGUGUGCCAAUCAUCGGACGACAGCAGGACUAAUCGUGUGUUGGUUGUACCGGUUGAAGGAUAUGAGCUCAUGUGUCAACAGAGAUCGACCUAUCAUGACCCUCAUUAUGUUCGAUACGUACUGGCGCCAGCUGGCUAUCGUUUUGCCAAUCCACCUUCAAUUCCGUCCAGUGAGCUUUGGGCAACACCUCCGUCCAAGCAUCUGCUAAACACACAGCCUUCUUCAUGGCCAGUCGAGCAGCAGCUGAACGUCGAGGGUAUCUCCCUCUAUGAUCCUCCCACGCCAAGAAACGAUGACUUGGACUUUACCGCCGUCAAAUCAUUUACUAGCAGCAGCGCCACCCCGACAGAACCACCGUCGCCGAUUGGAUCUCAAAAGAGCGACGGUGAUGCCUUUGCAGAAGAUGAUGUUCUUGGCGAACGUCCGUCUGUAGAGAAAUUGUACCGCAACAUUGAUCAGUACCUGCCAGGCCACGAUUUGGAUAAAGAAAUUACGGUUGAGAAUAAUGCUAUUCCACCCAGCAUCUCCAGGAGACUGCACGGUCAUAGACCAUCCGUACGUGUGGUUGCUAAAGAGGCUCACCGACGCUGGAGACAAGAGACACGAAAUGUAGGCAAUACAGUGUUGAGACGAAAAAGCACCAAGAUGUGGGGCAGCAAGGUCGAGCGCGUGAAACCGGGUGAAGAAGGGUGCAUCGUAGCCAGUGAUAAACCCGUGCCAACUAGAAUGCAGUGGAUGCGUGGUGAACUCAUCGGCCGAGGUUCCUUUGGUCGUGUUUACCAUGCGCUCAAUGUAGCUACAGGUGAAUGGAUUGCCGUCAAGCAAGUUGAUGUUGCCGUCACCCAAGCAGAUAAGCGCAACCAGGAUCUAAAAGAAGCAGCGGAUGCUCUCUAUCACGAAAUUUCGCUCCUCAAAGAUCUUGAUCAUAUCAAUAUUGUACAGUACAUGGGGUAUGACUUUAAUCCUGACGAAGGGCUCAUCUUUAUCUUUCUCGAAUACGUGCCAGGCGGGAGUAUUGCCAGUUUAUUAAAGCAGUACAGUGUCUUUGAAGAACCCUUAAUUUCAUUUUUCACCCGUCAAAUACUUCAGGGUCUAGAGUACCUACACGAACGUGGUAUUCUUCAUAGAGAUAUCAAGGCAGGAAAUGUACUCAUUGACCAAAAUGGCAUUUGUAAAAUUACAGACUUUGGAUUAUCCAAAAAUCAAAAUGAAAGUGCGUAUGACAGUGUAUCCAACAACUCAACCAUGAAAGGAACCGUAUUUUGGAUGGCACCAGAGGCACUUACUAACAACUAUAGUGCAAAAGUGGAUAUUUGGAGCUUGGGAUGUACUGUACUCGAGAUGCUAACUGGAACGCAUCCAUGGAUGCAUCUGACAAGCCUUGCAGCUUUAUAUGCGAUUGGUAAUCACAAGUCACCCGAAAUACCCUCUAAUAUCUCACCCGAGGCAAAGGAUUUCCUUGAGCGGUGUUUCAGAAUUAACCCUGAAGAUCGACCUACAGCAAAGCAACUGUUAGAGCAUCCCUUUGUUCAGCCAAAUGACAGUUUCAAUUUCAAGGAUGCAUUAAUAAAGCUAAAAUCAAACAAGCAAUAACAAUGAUAAUGACGACAAUGACAGUGAGCACUUUUUAUAAUGAAUUACAACUAAUUUAUUCAAAUAAACAAAAUACCCCUCUCCUUCAUACACGAGGAGUAACGAUAAAUCACCACAAAAAUGAAGCAGUUACAAAAUAAAAAGAAAAUUAAAUUCUGCUUCUUUAUGCUGUGCUUAACCAUUCUUACCUCCAGAACUGCAACGUGGUUGCCUAUCUACGCUUCGAUUCAAGAAGGCAGAUGUGAUAUUGAUAAAAUAUUCGGUAUUAUUUUGACUGAUUGGAUUA